AUGGCGAGCACCAAGCUUGCGUUCCUGGCCGUCGCCGUCCUGCUUCUGCAGUGCGCCGUGGCCCAGCAGGCCGGCACCCCGGCGGUGAUGGCGCUGACCAGCUUCGAGGACGGGGACCCCACGGCGUGCGACGGCCAGUACCCCAGCAACGACGACCUCGUCGUGGCGCUGUCCACGGUGUGGUUCAAGGACGCAACCAUGUGCCACAGGAAGAUCCGCAUCACCAACUCGCUGCCCAACGGGCUCAACCUGGUGGCCGAGGUCGUGGACGAGUGCGACACCCAGAGCGGCUGCAAGGACAACAUGAUCGCCACGUCCAAACGCGUCUGGAAGGCGCUCGGGCUCGACACCAACCUCGGCGAGGUUCCCGUUACCUGGUCCAUCGCCUAA
Messenger RNA from Sorghum bicolor (sorghum), 390 nucleotides. Its product is annotated as putative ripening-related protein 6. The record is from RefSeq and is a predicted model, not a curated record. Bases 1 to 390 code for a protein of 129 amino acids. NCBI's taxonomy places the organism in Eukaryota, Viridiplantae, Streptophyta, Magnoliopsida, Poales, Poaceae. The transcript has a single exon.